AUACCUGUGCUAACAGCAGUGGAAAUUGAAAACAUUCUUUCUUUUUGGGAUUAUUCAGUGCACUGUUAAAAGAAGACAUUAAAAUUGUGUGUAUUGUAAGUGUUAAUUGACAUUGACUUAUCUGAACUAAAACUAGAAUAAUCACACAAUGUAUGUGUUAUACAAACCAGUGGUUAAGCAAGGAGAUAGUGAGGUACACAAACAGAAUGAACAGGCCCAGCCUUCUACCUCAGGUAUACAGUUAGACUUAGGACCUUAUAAUCAGCCAUUAGACAUUAGAUCACAAACAGUUCUUCAGACACAAAUGUCAAGUGGAUCAUCAAGUUCCAGUCAAGGACAAUCCUUUCUACAAAGUCAGCCAUUUGUUCAGAGCAUUCAAUCUCAAGGUCAUUUGCAACAUGUGAUUCAAGGACAACAAGCUGUUCAGGGUACCAGUACAUAUGUCCAAGUGGGACAGCAGCUGUUUCAGGUGCAGCCAAUGGCUACAGGUCAAAAUCUAGGACACUCACUUUCAACAGAUAUAAACAAUGCAAAUCUUUCUGUGAAAAUCGGUCAGAUUUCACCACUACUAAAUAUUAAUUCAUCUGAUAAUCCAUCACAAAGACAAAUUAUUACUCAUAUCAAGUCUGAACCAUUAAGCAAACAGCAUGAAAAUAUUCCCUCAACAUCGGAAAUUGAAAAUACUUGUAUCAAAACUGAAGUGUUAGACCCAGAAUAUGAACAGCAUGAUAGUGCUAAUUCAACUGUAGGUAUUGCAAGUACAAACCUAUAUUCAGGAGAAGUGUAUCCAACAGGUUUAGUGACAAAUGUUUGUAUGUUGAAUGAUCAAAGUGGUAAAGUAUCAUGCGCCAAUACAGACACCAAAACACACCUUCACAAUAAAGAACAAACACAAAUUGACCCAAACUCCAAAAUAAACUGGAUGGAUAAGGCUUUAAUUCAUUGGAAAAAAUGGGCAACAUCUAAACAAAAACAUCUGGCGAGUAAAGGUUUAACCUGCACAAGUUUUAUGGAACUUAUUAAAUGCAUUAGGAGUAAAAAACAGUUGCUGGAACUAGUGUUUGAAUUUGCUUUUGAUUUGGUCGAUGAAAAUGGAAAAACCUAUUCAUGGGAUUACAUGUCAAAAAUAAUAUCAAUGCUUGAAGAGGGAAGUAAAGAAGCAUUAAGAUGGAUCGAUGUGAAGAUGCUUUAUGUAGCAAAAACAGCCUAUACAGCUCGUAAAAAAGAUAUAGCUGAUGAAAUUAUUAUUAAAAAACUAUCUGAAAUGAAACCACAACAGAAACCUGCUUUGCAGCAGCUUAAACCAAUUUUACCAAAACCAAAUUCUUCUCAAAGUUCAUGCAAUUCAAGUGAAGAAGGUUCUGCAUAUACGAAAGAUGAUUUAAGGGAAAAAGAUUUAGAAAGAGACGAUCUUCAGGCAAAUUGUGAGAAUGAUGAAUCAGCUGGAGUUCAAGCUAUGGUUAGCACAAUUGUGACAAAGAGCACCAGUAACAAGGUAUUAAGUUGUAAUGUUACAAGCAGUUCAUACUUUCCAUCAUCAUUAGAAAAAAGUAAUAAAAAGAAGAGAGAAAGAGAUGAAGAAACCAGGUCAGAAGCUUCUGUUAAGAAAAUUAAAAAAGAGCCUAUAGAAAUAACUGACAUUGAAAUCUAUCCAAAAGAAAAACCAGGUGAAAUCACCAGCGAUAAUACUUGCACUGUAAUUCAUGCUAAUAUUAAUGAAAAUAUGACCUCUGCUGGGGGUUCUGAAAACUCGUUAUAUACUAGGGUAGCCAUGCAGAGUAUGAUACCUACUGAAAUCCUUUGCCAAGGACCAUUCUGUAUUGAAAAUGUGACUUCUCUAGCAAAUGAAGCCUCUGAUAAGGUUCCUGUUGAUAGAUAUAAUUUUCUGGAAGGUAGAGAUCAUUGUGACAUAAAUAAAGCUUUUGCAGCAGACAAUGUAGACAAUACUUCAGCAUCAAAGAACACUGCCGUCAGCACUGAUAUUGAGAAAAUUAACUCAUCUGUUCCAGGAAACACCUUGAAGAAUAAUAACUGGGCAAACAAUACUUGGAACGAUUGGGCAAAAGCUAGAAACAAGAUUAAUGUAGAUCCAAACGAAAAACCUGUGCCUUUACUACACACUGUGUUCAAAAAUGUGACAGAAGAAGAAUUGAAUGAAUUGUUGAUUAAAUUUAUAUAUGAAGUAAGGAAUGGUGCUGGUGCUCCUUAUCCUCCAAAUUCAAUUAGAUCAUUAAUUGCUGGAUUUCAGCGCAUUUUCAGACGGUCAGGUUGGACUAAUUUAAGCUUGUUUGAUUCCACAAAGAAAGAGUUUUCCAAAUUUCAUAAAGCAUUAGAUGAUCGAUGUUGUGAACUGAUAAAACAGGGUAUUGGAGUAUCAAAAAAGCAGGCUCAAAUGAUAACAGACCAACAAGAACAAGUUCUGUGGGAAAAGGGAGUGUUCAGUCUUGACAUGUCAUGGGGUUUGUUAUAUGCAGUGUACUUUUACACUUGCAAAGUUUUCUGUGUUGGCCCAUCAUACGAACUCUGGAAGCUGCGUGUUAGUCAGUUUGCAUUUGGUGAAGAUGAAACUGGAAAAUAUGUGCAAUUUACCUCCAGAGUUACUGUUUCAUCCAAGAAAAUCAAGCCAGUUAAACAAUAUAAAUGUGAAGACAAUCCUCGUACUUACUAUAAUAUGCUGGAAAAAUACAUGUUGAUAAUUCCUAAAGUAAAUGAUAUAUUCUGGUUUCGUCCUUCACGAGAUUUCUCUAGCUUACCGAUAAGUAAGAGUAGAUUAGUAUUUUCAAGAUGUCCUUUAGGGAAAAACAUGUUAGAUAAUUUAAUCUCAAAAAUGAUGAAACAUGCUGGCUACAAGGGAUAUUACACUAAUCAUUCAGUCAAAGCAACCAUGGCAGCUAAAAUGUUUAAACAAGGCUACCAAGAAGAAUUUAUACAGGAAAGGACAGGCCACUCAUCAACAAUUACAGUGAAAAAGUAUAAUAAAGGAAUUCAUAAUGCAGAAGCAGUAAGAGCAGAUAUCAGUAGCACACUCGAUCCUCCACCACCUAAACAAGUAAAACAUUCACAUCUUGUUAAUAAUGGAAACAAAAAUGUCUCUGUGGGAAGUACACAGGUCAGAGUUGUAACACUACCAAAAGUGCCAGAGAAACAAAGUGAACAUCUACAGGACCUAGAAAACCAGACCAAAUCUUACGAAGAUGUCCAGGCAAGUUCAAAGAUCUCACAACAGGAAAUUGAAAUUCUUCAGAGAGAGAAAGAUAAACAAAAUAAAGAGAUACUUAUCCUGAAAAAGACAGUUGACGAAAUGGAACUUAGAAUAGAAACACAAAAACAAACGUUGAGUGCUAGAGAUGAGAGUAUGAAAAAACUAUUAGAAAUGUUACAAAGUAAAGGAUUGUCGGUACAGAAAAUAGAGGAUAAUCAACAGGAAGUGGAACAUCUACAAACACGACAGUUGGAGGACGAUCGGAAAAUUAAACAGUUACAAAAUACUGCUAGUCAGAAUGAAUUAGAAAUGUCUAAAGUAAAAGAGGAAAACAGUAAACUUUCAGAUGAAUUGAAACACAGUAAACUUCAAUUAAAACAGCAACCUUCCAGUACCCAUACUAUGCAAGCUAUCUUAGAAGCCAAGGAUUCUAGAAUCUCAGCAUUAGAGAAAGAAGUUCAGAGUUUAGAGGAUAGGUUAAUGACCCUGCAAGAAGAAGGAAGUAUUCACUAUGAUAGAAAGGAUAAAGAUGCUGUAUCCAGUAGGGAGAAGACCCUUAAAGCUGAAGUAGAUCUGUAUAAGAAGGAAACGUCCAGGAAAGACAAAGAGGUCUUAGGUCUAACCAUGAAGAAAGAAACAUUGGAAAACCAGCAGGUUGAACACCAACAGUACAUACAGCUUCUGAAGGAACAAAUUACCGCAAAAGAUCAACAAGUUGUCAUGUUACAGAGUGAUUUGGAAGAUUUGAGAGACCGAGUGAAAGAUAAAGAUUCAACCAUUGACAGAAAGGCUCAGAAAUCUCAGUCACUACAGUCAGAGAAACGUAAGAUUGAAACUGAGGUUUCCGACCUGAAGGAACAACUAGAAAUUAAAGACAGAAGAAUAUCAAACUUACAAACACAGAUUGAUUCCCUAGAGUCAGCUGUUAAUGAAAAAGAAACACAGUUGAGGGAAGCCACUACAAAGUUAGAAUCUCAGGACUCUGAUAAUAAAAUACAGGUGUUAGAAGAAUCUCUUAGUGAAAAGGACAAGCAAAUAGACAGAUUGAAAGAACAAAAGAUUAAGUCAGAAAAAGAGCAUCAAGAAGAAUUAGAUGUCUACACUAAAGCUAGUCAGGACAUUAAGACUCGACUGGAUUCAUUGCAGUUAGAGUUUAAUGAAAAACAGACAGAGUUGGUGGAAUUAAGAGAACUGUCCACAGAAGCACAAUCAGUCAAGUUUGAGGCAGAUUCUAAGAUAAGACAGCUGGAGAGUGGUCUGGAUGAUAAGACAUCAGAGGUAGAGAAACUUAAUGUUCGUAUUGAGGAGUUAAAAGGUGCUAUUCCAGAAACAAAGACGCAAGAGGAAUUACAGAAACAAAUAAGUGAUUUAUCUAGUCAGGUGGAAACAGCCCGUGAUGAUGCUAACAAAGCCCAGGAGGAGGUGGAUAGACUUAUGGGAAUCAAUAAGGAAUCAGAAAAUGAGAAAAAUGAGAAGGAAAACCAAAUCAAGGAAUUACAAGAAAUAUUGAAAGAAUACAAACAGAAAGUAGGAACUUUGAAACGAAAACAAAGCAUGGAGAAAAAGAACAGUGCUACCAUGCUUGAAGAGGCUAGAAAGAGAGAGGAUAGUUUGUAUGAUGAUGCUUCAAAGUUAGAGGAUCAUAUGAAAUCUAAGAAUGAUAGAAUAGAGGAAUUGGAAGAAGCUCUGAAAGAAAGUGUGAAAAUAACAGCUGAAAGAGAAAUGGUGAUGGUGGACCUACAAACACAGCUAGAAGAUGCUGAGAAAAAGGUGGAUGAAUUUACAAUGGAUCUAGUCAAGUCAAAGUCUGAUAACUCAGGAAAAAUGGAAAAAAUGACAAAAAUUAUGGAAGAAAAAGAUAUCAAGUUAAAAAAAUUGCAUGCAGAGAGACAUAAACAUCUGGAAGAAGUGUUUGAAAUGAAACAAGAGGCCAUUCUUGCUGCCAUGAGUGAAAAAGAUGCCAACAUUGCACUGUUAGAAAUGACAAGUUCUAAAAAGCAGAACUAUAAAGAAGAAAUAGAAAAACUUAAUGCAGAUAAAGAAAAGCUUCAACAACAGCUAAGUGAUGUGACUCAUAAUAGAAUGAAAUUGAUUCAGAAACAAGAAAGAAGAGAAGAAAGGAAGAAAUCAUCACUACCUCGUAAAAAGAGAGAGAGUCCUGUAGAGGCUACUGAAUCUCAACCAGAACAAGAGCAACCUCCUAUGACAGAACAGACAGAUUCUUGACAUCUUUAGUCUCCAUAGAUUUUGUUUUAAAUUGAUGUCCCCAUCAGUAUUAAUAACAUAAAUGAUCAGAAAUAGAUUAUACCCAUAUAUGUAGAGAAAAGAAAAAAACGAUGAGAAUUCCUUUAAUUAACCCAAGUAUGGAAAGUGUAAUUUUUACAACUCAAGUUGUUCUGAAAUCUUAAUGAAUUAUAUGUACUGUUAUUUGUUCUAUAAUAGUAUGAUUUUGUCUUAAAUUUAUUGGCUUUUAAAUUUCUUAAAAAAAAAAUAUAUAAAUGAACAGAUAAAAAAAAAAUGAUUUAGUAGACUGUCAUUGUAAAAACAAGCUUGUCUUUGAAAUAUCAACUGUGACCUAACUAAGAUACAAAACUCUCUGGUAUGCAUCUCUAUGCAAAAGAAGAAAGACAUUUCUUUGUAGUCAAAAUGAUCUUUUAUUGAUAUGGUUGUAUACAUGUUUGAACUUGUACAGGUGAAUAUUAUGAAACUGAUUAUAUUUUGUAUGACUAAAUGAGGGUCUGGAUGUGGGGUCCUGCAUUUUUUUAUUCUUUAGCUUUUUAGACCAUUUUUCUCCAUUCUGAAUUUGUUUUGACCCUUAUUUUCUAUUCUUUAUAUUUCAGCACCCCAUUAUUCUCUGGUUUUUUUUGUUUUUCUCAUUUUUGCCCUUUUAUUCUUCUAUUUUUGCCCAUUAUUCUCUAUUCUGUAAACCCAUCCAGACCCUCCUUCAUGAUGAUGAGUAUACAAACACAAACAAUCUCCUUGAAGUUUUUCAUAUUCCUACAUCCAAAAAGGAAAUGCACCAAGCGAAAAAGUAUCCUCUGUAUAAAAGGACCAGACAUUAAAAAAAUCAUCUUUAACCUCAAAAUCAACAAUAUCAAAAAAGGGGGGACACUUAACGAUAGAUAAUACUCACAAAUAUUUGGCUCUUUGCCCUUCUGCAGUAGUAAAGACAGAAAAAUCAAUCUAUUUAAAUGUAACAGUUAUGUGUAAGAAAAUUGUAGCUUGUUGAACAUAUUAAGCAUGCAACAUUUAGUUGUAAGUUCUAUUUCAUUCUGUGCAAUAUUAUACAGUAUGAAAAUACACAUUGAGUUUGCAUUUUCUAUUUGGACCUAAACACUUGUUUUAACAAUUCUAAAUAGUACAUUUGCUAUAUUUCUCAACAUAUGUUCAGUGCUGGUGAUGUAAACAAUUGUAAUGAUAUUUUUUGUAUAGAGUACAAUUUUUGUAUAAAUUACAUUGUGAUAAACUGUGUCUGUGAUUGUUCAUUAAGGUUGUAUAUAUAUAAGUAAAGGAUUUUUUAUUCAGAAAACAAUUUUUGGUCGAUGUUUUUGUGUUUCAUUGAAUAUUUUAUUAGAUACAUAUUUGUUAAGAUUUAGUAUUCUUGAUUUUUUUUUUAAAGAGGAAUGUCUUAACAUAUUUUUCCCUGAUGACAUUUACUUUGAAGAUAUGUUUUUAUGGUAAUUAGCUAUAUCCAAAAAUAUCAAAUAAUACAAAAAUAAAUCUGAUAUACAUCAAUUUUGUAGAUUUUUACUUUUUUCAAGAGGCAUAGCUCCUUCAUGGCAGCUUUGUGAAAUAGAAACUGUAUUUUAUAUUAUAUGUAUUUUAUUGUCAACAGUACAUAUGCUAAAAAAGAGUAAAGGUAAAAUAAAACUAAAUUUAUUAUCUGGAAACAUAGACAAAAAGCCCUGUUUAAGCAUUGUAGCAUAUAGAAGGAGUUGUGCCUCUCAGAAAAUUGAAAAAUAAGGGAUAUUGAUGAUUUCAAGAUUGUUGGUUUAGUUAGCUUUUUAAAUGUAUUGGGACAUCACUUAUGCUCAUGAAACCAUGAUAAUAUUGAUAUACUAUAUAGCUGAGCUUUUACUGUUCUCAAGGUUUAACCUUUGAUUAAUUUAUGUUUUGCUAAUAUUCUUCAGUCAUCAAAACAUCAGUUUGAUAAUGAACAUUUCAAGUUUUUCUACAUGAACAUAUGUCUAUUAUAAAACAGAAAUUUUGAAUUUUUAUUCAAACUUUUAAGUCCAUAUAGCGUAAGUUCUACAUAGUAGAAGCCUUAAUAACUAGAACAGAUAAUUUUAUUGUCACAUGGUUGUAUUUGGAGUUUUACUGGGUCAUGUGGAUAAUGAAGAAAUUUUUGAGAUUCUUGCCUUUGUCAACUAGUUUAUAUAGAUUAUAUAAAGAUAAAAUACAACUCAACUUGUUCACAGAAGAAAUAGGUUAAUUUUUUACCUGUGAUGAUUUUUUUGAGUACCUUCAAUAAAAGUAUUCAUAAUCCCAUAAUAUUUAUUCUGUUUUUAUGUAAAAACAAUUUUCGAAAGAAUAUUAGAUAAAUUUAGCAUGAGCGUUUACAUGCUAUCUUUAUUUUUGCAAUAAGAAUAAGAACUUUUUUCUUCAAAAGCACUGUUUUGAGGAAACAUGAGAUUAACAGAUUGAGUUUAACUUAAGCAAGUUCAAAUGCUAGAUUCAAUUUUGUCUCUACUAUUGCAAUUGUGACAUUUUACAAACAGAAAUAAUUAUGUGUGUCAGAGUAUUUUUUUUAUGUAUCAGGUAUAUUUUUUGUCUCGAAAAAAGAUGACUGAUUGCAGCAUGAAUAAGAAUAUGUAAAGCUACAUAUACAAGAUGCUUACUUCUUGUUAAAUUUUUACUGAAAUGUGCAAUAUAUAAGAUACAAGCAUUUAUAAUUCAUUGUCAACAAUUCAUUUAAACUAUUAUCAUACUUGAUGGAAGAUUGUGUUCUGGUAAAUAUUUGUUAUUAUAAGCCUUCAAUUUAGCUAUAGUUGUUUUUAAGAUUGGAAGGAUGUAAUAUUUACCUCUGUAGAAUGACAUGUAUGGAAUUAUAAGGAAAUGAUAUGAGUGUUUUUUUUUUGGUCACUUUUAAUGAAAUUAAACUGAAAACUUUUUCAAAUAAAAAAGAGAUUUGUUCAUUCUAACAAUGAAAGUUAUUUAUGGGCAGAGAAAACACCAAACUAAAGCUUUUGACAGUGUGCAGUUCAAAUUCCCAACAAAUGCAUGAGUAAUAUUACAUGUUCAAGAGCAGUAAGGAUAUCCUGCUAUGUAUGUGAUACCUCUCAUGUAAUUUUAACAUUUGUACGUCAAAUUAUUAAGGUAUUAAAUCUGAAUAUAAUAAACAAUAUUGAAUCUAAAGAUAAAUUUCUUCAGAUGAAUAUAUUGGGCAAAAUAAACUUAAUUUUAACAUUUAACAUUUGCUCAUAGGAAUUGCCUGUGUUAAGUAUACUCCUUUUAAACAGAUAUUUUUGUUCUUUUUAGAAAUUUUUAUUUUAUACUAUUUUUAUUUUUUAUUUUAAGGGCUGUAGAUUACAUGGCUUUUUUGUAAUUUACAAAAAUAAUAAAGUAAAUUAUGUAUGAUUCACGUACAUAUCUUUGUUAUAGAUUUCCCAUAUGCUAUUACUAUAUAAACAAUAUAUACUUCCUCUCGACAUUUGCUUGAUUAAAUUCUUGGGAAAUUUUGCACACCUCUAAAUGUAAAAAAAAAUAGACUUUUGAUUCAAAAGUUUGGUAUAGAUAGUUUUCAGCAAUGUUAUGUAUAUUUUUUUUAAUAUAUUUUCUGAGUUCCUCAUAUGCUUUAUUGGAAUAGCCCUUUAUUAUCAAUAGAUGAAUUUAAAACAAUGAAUAUGUUUUAUACUUUACCUCAGAGAAGCACAAUCACAUGACUCUUGUGUUAUAAUUUUCUGAUAACUCUAAUAAGUGUACAUGUACAUCAUGAAAUGUGCAAGUUGAUGUAAAUAUUUAUUUAAUUCUUACGUAGUCAAUGAAGUUUGAUUUAAGUCAAUAGUAAAACAGCAUUAAAAUAAAAACAAGAGACAAAUUUAUAUGGAUAAAUAUGUUACAAAAUAUAAAAAUCAAUUAUUUACUGAGCAAUAAAAAGGGGAAGUAACUCAAAAUGUCAUUAUAUUACAAUUAAUAUGUAGAAAAAAACGAUAUGUAGUACAAAGAUAAUUUUGUUCCUGAUAAAUAGACUCUAAAGAGACUCAAAACCAUGUGGGUAGUAUGGGUAUCUUGAGAUUCCAUGUCCAUAUAAACAGCCUGAUUCAUACAAAGUCUCAAUCUCACAUGAGUUAUUUAUAUACCUCAGAUAAAAGCCAGUAAUGUUGAGAGUAACUGCUUAUUAAUGGUAUACAUGUAUCUAUGUUUUUAUAUAUUAUAUAUAUAUAUAAAUUUUUAUGGCAUAAUAGUGAGAAUAUUUGUGCUUGCAUUGUUCUUGCAAACAUAAUUUAAAGUCUCCAUUAUGGAUUCCAGGUAAAGUUAACAUAUAAUAGUAAAAUUUACUUGAUUUCAACAUGCAAUAGUUUUAUUUGUAGAAAUUAAUUGCAACAGACUGUUAGCCUCUCACAAAAAUAGGAGUAUCAUACCAUCUUUUUCAUUAUGUCAGAGUAGUUUAAUAGUACUAUUUGACAUAUCAGUCUUAAUGCUUACCACUUGAAAAUCUUGUACAAUAGAUUCAUUUAUUUUCGUGGGUGUCAAUUUUCGUGAAUUGAGGAAAACUUUCAUUUUCGUGGAUAUUUAAUUUCCUGGUUUUGCAAAUCUCUGCAUACAAAGCCCAUAGAAAAUUUGUAAUUUGUUGAACAUUUGAAUUUGUGGUUCAUAUUUACCCACAAAACCCACGGAAAUUAAUAUCCAACGAAUAAUAAUGAAUCCACAGUAUGACUAUAAUAUAAGUAAUUUGGGAGAGUGUGGCCAACAAAUCUCUAAAGAUAGUUUUUUUUUAGAUUCUUGUAAAUAAAUUACCUCAACACUUCAGAUGACAAAGAUUUAAAUAAUUGAAGAAAGAGGUGGUGUUUGAUGGAUAAAUGUUUCUUUGAAUGAGAAAUUGGUGUUUGUACCAUUAAUAUUUUGCCUCCCUAGAUGUAAGGAUGAAAUCCAUUUAUAUAGCUGAAAGACUGCCGUUGUAAAACAUUUGUAUGAGGUGCUCAUAUUUAUUUUUUGUUCUAUGUCGCAGUUAUUACUCUAGCACUGUCAUGUUAUAAUAUGCAUGUAAAAAAUAAUAAAAAAUACCUACAUAG
Molecule: messenger RNA, 10434 nt
Organism: Mytilus californianus (California mussel)
Lineage: Eukaryota; Metazoa; Mollusca; Bivalvia; Mytilida; Mytilidae
Product: ELKS/Rab6-interacting/CAST family member 1-like
Exons: 15
Coding region: 149-5428 (1759 amino acids)
Biological process (GO): neuromuscular synaptic transmission; DNA recombination; regulation of synaptic plasticity
Cellular component (GO): cytoskeleton of presynaptic active zone
Molecular function (GO): DNA binding; structural constituent of presynaptic active zone
Source: RefSeq, a predicted model, not a curated record